UAUAGAUAGUAUAGUACUCAUAAUAUAGUAGUCAUAUAUACUUCAGACAGCAUGCAGUUCACAUAUUUCAUAACUCGCAACAUUAAGUGCUUUGUAGAACAGGAAUCAGUAUAAUUUGAAAGUGUGUCGCUGUCUGAAGUGGAAUGUCGGCCUGUUCUCUAAUACGACUUAUGUAAAUCUCUGACAAAACCAAAUUGCACAACUUUCCUCCCAAAAGCUUCUUUGUCCCCACUUCAUUAUUUUCCCAGUAAAGGCCAUGGGUGCCCCAGGCUGGCUGUAUUUUGAUUAAUCCACAGGAAGGGUAGCCAGACGCAGUGCUGUGGAUUCUCUAGAGAGGGAGGCUGAACGGCUUUUGAAGAGAUGGAGACCUUAGUCUUUUUAUUCUCAUUUACCGCCCUCGGCGUUCUCUAUGCCAUGAACACCAUCCCUCUGUUUCAAGAGCCUUAUGUGAUCUUGGAGGUUGGAGUUGCUGUCCUGGUGGUUGUGUUUCUGUUUUACUACCUCAUCACUCGAGGCAACCCGCCAAAAGACGUCUUAUUCUUCGUUUUUGCUGAAUUUUCCUUCACUUGUGUCAUUGACCUGACGAGUGCCUUGGAGUAUGACGGCAUUAUCUCCGGCUUUAUGGAAUUCUACCAAAAGACAGGAGAGCCCUAUCUGGGAACAGCGUAUGCCAUCAUGAUGUGUUACUGGGAUGGAAUAGCGCACUUUAUCAUGUACCUGGUGAUGAUCAGCAGGAUAACAGACAGGAGAGGCUACCGUACCCUGGGUUUGUUCUGGGCUGGCUCUUUGUGUGCCAACAUGAGCGUGUUUAUUUCCGGGAUAGUGGCAGGUAAAUAUGGAUCAGAGAUCCGUCCAGCCUUCUGGCUCAACUUUCUCUUCCUUUUGAUUCCUGUAUGGGGAGCCACCACACUAUUCACUAAGCCCAAGGACAGACCACUAAUCGGUGGAUACAAUGCCCAGCAGGCCCAGUGCAUGAAACUGAUCUGGCGUCCCUUGGAUCUGAUCCUGGUGCUGCUCCUGUUAGCUUCCAUGGCCUUCACCAUCCUGAGAGGCUUGGUGGCUCUGGACUCUCCACUAGAAGCCUGUUCCAUCUACCUGAGGCACUAUGAACCCUACCUGAAGGAUCCUGUGGGCUACCCCAGAGUUAUGAUGCUGCACUUGUUCUUCUAUGGACUACCCCUGCUGGGUGCAUUUGUUUAUGGGCUCCUCAAGCCCGGGUGCACAUGGAUGUCAGACUGGACCUUGUUCUUUGCUGGAGCUGUGAUCCAGUGCCAGUGGGCCCACAUCGGGGCAUCCCUCCACCCUCGUACCACAGCUCCGUUUCGUAUUCCAGAUGAUGUUUUCUGGACUGUGCUGCUAGCGAACUUGCUUUACGCAGCCACUCCCAUCCUGGUGGCCUUGCGGGUUUCCAGUAACCCCUAUUUCUUCCUGAAGAUUGCCCCCUUUCCUGGGCAGACAGGUUUGCCAAACAGUGAGGAGAAAGAUACCAAGUACAAAGACAAAUAGUAAUUCUCAAUGUUGUCUUGACCUUUGGAGUUAAUUGCUUAUCUGAUGAUUCCUGAAGAGCUGUUCUAUUUCAAAAAGCCAUAAUACAAGAUUUUGCUCAACAAAGUGGUUAUUCAAAUGUUUGCUUUCCAACGCUUUGAAUUAUUAACAUUGGAACAGCUGAUUGGUCAGUGAAGUUGGUUUGUAAGAUGAUGUUUUAGCAUGGCUCACUUGGUCCAGACUGAAAUAUCUAAACAGCUAUUACAAUGAAAUUCAGACAUUCAUAGUACCCAGAGGAUGAACCCUAAUAACUUUAGUGAUGCCCUGAUUUUCCCACUAGCACCACUGUGAAAGUAUAUUUGUCUUUUAGUGAAAUGUCAAGACAGCUAUUUGAUGUAAGUUUAGUACAAAUAUCCAUGGUGCAUAGCGGAUUGACUUUAAUGACUGUCUUGAUCCCCUGAAUUUUCAUUUAGCGCCAACAGCAGGUCAAAGUCUUCACUUAUUCUUCUUAAUAUCUCAACAUUUAGUCCAUGAAUCGGCACCAAAUUUGAUUCAGAUAUUCAUGGUUCAGAAAUGAUGUAUUCUUAUGAUUUUGGGGAUCCUUGGACUUUGACCCCUGUUGUUGUUUUGAGUGAAGUGUUCAAAAGGAUAUAAAAUGAUCUAGCCAUUCU
Larimichthys crocea (large yellow croaker) is the source of this 2156-nucleotide messenger RNA. It is a transcript of the gene tm6sf2b, whose product is annotated as transmembrane 6 superfamily member 2b. Gene Ontology annotation, biological process: regulation of lipid metabolic process; lipid homeostasis. The record is from RefSeq and is a predicted model, not a curated record. The coding region runs from base 361 to 1506 and encodes 381 amino acids. The transcript has 11 exons. Gene Ontology annotation, cellular component: endoplasmic reticulum membrane; endoplasmic reticulum-Golgi intermediate compartment membrane. Lineage: Eukaryota; Metazoa; Chordata; Actinopteri; Sciaenidae.